AUGUCGCGUAUUCCGCUCCCCUCUCGUCAAGAGGAUCAAUCUCCUAGCCCCUUGCAGACCUCUACCAACCUCCCACGCUCCAACACCAUGUCCACCAUGAGCGGCGCCGGCAGCGCCUUUGCUACCGACACGCGCAAGCGCCAGUCGAAGCGCGACGAGGCCAUCCGCAAGAAGAUCGAAGGCGAGCUCCAGCGCAAGUCGGGCAAGCCUUCCACUCCCAUGUCCUCCCGACGAUCCAAGCGCACCACGAGGCCCCCUGCUGCUGCCGCCGGAACGGUCUCCGCGCUUCGACCUCUGCCCGCGCUGACGGUCCCACAGUCGAUCAGCGUCGCUGAUGCCAGUCAGCUGUGUGCAGCCAAGCGCACCGACUGCGUACUCGUCGUCGAUGAGGAUGAGCACCUCGCCGGUAUCUUUACCGCCAAGGAUCUGGCCUUCCGCGUCGUCUCUGCUGGUCUGGACGCACGCAACACGCCUGUUUCGGCUAUCAUGACCCGCUCACCCAUGGUCACCCGCGACACCACCUCGGCCACCGAGGCGCUCAACACCAUGGUCACCCGCGGAUUCCGUCACUUGCCCGUCUGCAACGAGGAUGGCGAUGUCGUCGGUCUGCUCGACAUCGCCAAGGUCUUCUACGAAGCCCUCGAGAAGCUCGAGCGCGCGCACGGCUCGUCCCAGAAGCUUUACAACGCUCUCGAAGGUGUUCAGAGCGAGUGGGGCGGCUCUGCCGGUCCUCAACAGGCCAUGCUGUCGUACAUCGAAGCGCUGCGACAGAAGAUGAGCAUUCCCGAUCUUUCUUCCAUCCUCGACUCACGAACGCUCCCCUGCUGUGUCGGUGUCCGCACCACCGUCCGCGAGGCAGCAAAGCUCAUGAAGGAGCACCACACCACCGCCGUCUGUGUCAUGGAGUCGACCGGCUCCGGUCCAGGUCAAUUCGGUGGCGCCGGCGCGGUUUCCGGCAAGAUCGCCGGCAUCUUCACCUCCAAAGAUGUCGUCCUCCGUGUCAUCGCUGCCGGUCUUGACCCCAAGACGUGCUCCGUCGUCCGCGUCAUGACUCCUCACCCCGACACCGCCCCUCCUUCCCUCACAAUCCAAGAGGCGCUGCGCAAGAUGCACGACGGACGCUACCUCAACCUCCCCGUCGUCGACGUCGACAGCCGGCUCGUCGGCAUCGUCGACGUUCUCAAGCUCACCUACGCGACGCUCGAGCAGAUCAACAGCAUGAACGACGAGCAAGCUGGAGCCGACGGAGCCGCUGGUGGACCCAUGUGGAACCGCUUUUGGAACUCGUUCGGUCAAACGACCUCUACGACGGGCGAUGACGAGUCCGCCGUAUCCGGCAGUCACCGUCCCUCGGAAUCCCAAUUCGAGCCACCUACGCCCAGCAAGAUCAACGGUAACCCGAUGGACGUCGCCUCGGACCUCUACCCGAACGACUCGGCCAGUGCGGUCGGCCAACCGGUCAACGGCGAUGACGGGGCGAGCGCUGUCGGUGUCCCUUCCUCCGCGGCCGUUGAGGCGGAUGACGGAACGUAUCUGUUCAAAUUCGUCACACCGUCCGGAAGGACGCAUCGCUUCCAAGCCCGCUACGACAGUUACGAGACCAUCCGCGAGAUUGUGUGCAUCAAACUCGGCGGUGAUCCGUUCUUCGACCCCGCUCCCUCGGUUGCAGCGUACGACAUUGGCGAAGCCAACGGGGACGCAGUCCCCACCACACCCGCAGCCGAAAUUCCGGAUCCAAACGACUUCCAACUGUCCUACACGGACGACGAGGACGAUGUAGUGCUGAUCACCGCCGACGGGGAUGUGCAGGAUUCGGUCAAGACCGCACGCAAGCAAGGGCGGGAUCGGGUCGUGCUGCAACUGCAAGGUGGACGAGGAUGGUCGGGGGCUACGCGCACCACGUCUGCGGUGCCGGCGAAGAAGCGCCCCUCUGCAGAAGCCCAACUGCCCAGCCUCGCCGAGGAGGAGGAGAAGGACGCCCACGUCGACGACGAGCCCCACAAGAGCAGCAGCAAGAAGAAGCGCGAUGAAGAGCUGCUCUUCGGCGUACUCCCGAAGGAUCUCGCGCUGCCGGCGGCCAUCGGGUUCUUGGGCGUAGCAGUGCUCGCUGCUGUGGCGAUUACAAAGAGCGGCGCCAGCAACAAUCAUUAA
Molecule: messenger RNA, 2151 nt
Organism: Kalmanozyma brasiliensis GHG001
Lineage: Eukaryota; Fungi; Basidiomycota; Ustilaginomycetes; Ustilaginales
Product: Phox/Bem1p
Exons: 1
Coding region: 1-2151 (716 amino acids)
Molecular function (GO): protein binding
Source: RefSeq, a predicted model, not a curated record